ACACCGCGGACAAGUCCACAACCCGUUUGCUUCACCACUACGACGUUGAAAUCGUGUAAAUAGUUUUGGGAUUAAACACGUCAUCUCCCGGUCUACCGAGGCGCUGAACCCGAGCUGUUUAGUCAUACAGGGUGUGUCUCUGUUCACUCGCAGCGGACUCGUUUUUCCACUCUUUCUACCGGUUCCUCUCUCUUUCUCGCCCUCUCUUUACUGCGAGCUCCGGUGCAGACCUCCUCCGACAGAACGAUCUUUCUUCGAAUCAAACCAACUAUCAGCUAUCUAUCAGAAUGGCUGGUCGAGGCAGUGUGAGAGCCAGUGGAAACUUCAACGCCAACCAAGAUGCAGAGACACUCUACAAGGCCAUGAAGGGACUGGGAACCGAUGAGGAUUCCAUCAUGAAGUUGUUGACGUCUCGUAGCAACAGCCAGAGACAGCAGAUCAAAGCUGCAUACAAGACCCUGCAUGGCAAGGACCUGGUAGGUGAUCUGCAGGGUGAACUGGGGGGAACGUUUGAGACUCUGGUAGUGGCUCUAAUGACUCCGCCCAUCCUCUACGAUGUGACAUCACUACGGAACGCCAUCAAGGGGGCGGGGACCGAUGAGAAGGUGCUGAUUGAGAUCCUGUCUUCUAGAACGGCCCAGCAGAUUAAGGACAUCACUGCUGCCUAUCGCCAGGAGUUUGAUGCAGACCUAGAGGAGGAUGUAACAGGGGACACGUCAGGUCACUUCAGCAGACUGCUGGUCAUCCUGCUACAGGCCAGCAGACAGCAGGGGGUACAGGAGGGGAACAUAGAGGCUGACGCACAGACUUUGUUCACUGCAGGAGAGAAGAAUUAUGGGACCGACGAAGACCAGUUCAUCACCAUCCUGGGGAACAGGAGCACUGAACACCUGAGGAGAGUGUUUGCUGCGUACAUGAAGCUGGCAGGGUAUGAGAUGGAAGAGAGUAUUCAGAGAGAGACCUCUGGAGGACUGAGAGACCUGCUACUGGCCGUGGUAAAGUGUGCUAGGAGCAUCCCAGCCUACUUUGCAGAGACUCUGUACUAUUCGAUGUCGGGCGGUGGAACUGACGACCAGACCUUAAUCAGAGUGAUGGUGAGUCGUAGUGAGGUGGACAUGUUGGAUAUCAGAGCUGAUUACAGACGCCUCUUCACCAAGUCUCUGCACUCUGCUAUACAGGGAGAUACCUCUGGUGACUACCGUAAGGCCCUCCUCCUUCUCUGUGGCGGUGACGACGCGUAACCGUGGUGAUGAUCCCUGAAGGAGCGAUACCUGGAGAGACCUCCUCUCUGAAUGGCCCCUCUAGCUGUCAAUCACUCUCUGAGUCCUGUGUAACCCAAUAGGAGAGCUCUGCUGGCCACGGUGCAGCACUGUGAUAGGUUAUGAUGGGUUUAAUCCUGUGUGUAUCUGUAGCUAACAUCCUUAAAGCUUCACUCUGCUUCAUAUCUACAUCACUACAGUCAUAAUAAUGCUGCAAGUCAUGUUUUACUAUCAGUUAUAUAACAACUAAAGACUGUUCAUGUUUUUACUGUUUGUAAGGCAACACUGAAGACAUAAUAAACAUUUUGACAGCA
Molecule: messenger RNA, 1573 nt
Organism: Oncorhynchus masou masou (cherry salmon)
Lineage: Eukaryota; Metazoa; Chordata; Actinopteri; Salmoniformes; Salmonidae
Product: annexin A5-like
Exons: 13
Coding region: 288-1241 (317 amino acids)
Biological process (GO): negative regulation of coagulation
Cellular component (GO): sarcolemma; cytoplasm
Molecular function (GO): calcium ion binding; calcium-dependent phospholipid binding
Source: RefSeq, a predicted model, not a curated record